Messenger RNA from Dreissena polymorpha, 1525 nucleotides. RefSeq lists its product as uncharacterized. The coding region runs from base 262 to 1191 and encodes 309 amino acids. Lineage: Eukaryota; Metazoa; Mollusca; Bivalvia; Myida; Dreissenidae. The record is from RefSeq and is a predicted model, not a curated record. The transcript is spliced from 5 exons.
CUCAAACCGAAAGCGAAAAGAAAAGUUGCUGGUACGCGACAUUGUUUUUUCACGAAAUUAUCUAUAAAGGCCGCCAACCAGCUUCCUCCAGUCGUCUGGGCGAGUCUCUCCAGCUGCUCCCAUGUUUGGCCCAUCUUCUUAGCAUCUGCAUCCAGGCCAUGGCGCCAGGUGUUUCUAGGCCGCCCUCUCUUCAUUUUCCCUUGGGGUUCUACAAUUCUACAAUUGUAUCUUAAUAGGUCUGUAACGAGUCAAUAGAACGACAUGGAAAUUGAGAUAACCGACGAACCGUUGAGAAACUGGAUAAAAUCUUAUUUUGCCAUAGACCAUAUUACAUCAGCUAUACGCCCGUUUAUGAAACAGCUGUUUGAAGACAAAUUUCAAGAAAAUGUUCGAAAAGUUAAAAAAAAGAGCAAUCUCAUGAAUAUAUACGAAUGCAAUAGCUGUGAUCCGGAUAAAGUGAAGCCGUACCAUGCAAUGUCAGGGCAAUGUUCUUUUCCAAGGAAAAGGGGCCGUUGUAACUGUGCGAAAGAGAAUACGAUUCCAUGCCCAGCAAUCAACGCUUGUGGAAUGUUAUAUGAUAUUAUGACAAUGGAGCAUAUAAUGGAAGAACCAAUAUGGUCGAAUUCGAAUUAUGAACAAUUAUCUACAAGGGCUUGUGAACAAAUGAAGUGCUACAUAUCUUGCACUGGAUACAGAGAUGUUUCAAACGUCGAUCAAAUGGAGCUCACAGCAUUUUUUCAGAUUUGUACAAACAAUACUAUUUUACGACGAACACUGGACGAUGAUGACAUACGUAUGCUUGAGCAGGUGAAAAAUGAUCACCGUGAGAUAGUUGGUUCCACAGAUGCUUCUGCUGACAAAUUUAAGAAAUAUGUGUCCAAUAUAAAUGUGCUAUUAGAUUAUGAUACAUGCAUUGUCGACCGUGACUAUUUCAUUUCGAUGGAACUGAAAAAAUUGGAAGAUGAUAAAGUGAAGAUAACCAUAUGCGAAGAAAUACAUUACAUCAAAAAGGCACUGUAUGCUAUUUCAAAGGCAAAAGCAGAAUUGCAGGACGAAUCUGAAGGUGACUCGGGCGAUCAGAUUCGACUACUAGAGACGGUGGAAUCGAUGCAAAGGAGGCGAUUGCAACAGCAAACAGAAGUUUUCAUCCAAGAGCUGUUAAGGGCGGGGGCUCGAUAUCAACCUGGCUGAAAUGCAAGCACGCCAAAGACGCUGAAUAUAGAAUUAUGUAUCAGUUAUGCUCAAACAAAUCAUUUGUUUUCACCAAAGUGUGAUAUUGCUUUUUUAAUGAUUUUUAUGUAAUGAUGACAUUGUAUCAGAUGUUAAAAGAACGAUUGAUACUUUGGAACAAGGUAUGCGCACGUAAACAAUAUAAAUAUAGCAUUUGAUAAAUGGUGUGAAAUUGUUACAUGAUGUGUGGUGAUAUUCCUUAUAAAUCUGUAAAAAUAGGAUCGAACAUGGGUUCUCGAAAGCGGCGUCCAGGUAAACAUUGGUGGACAAAUCAUCUCACUGAGCUUUGGUCUUA